UCUUUUUGUCAUAGGAUGGCAGUGGCUCUGUGUCUGCAGGUGCUGUGCAGUCUCUGUGGCUGGCUCUCGAUCUAUGCAUCUUUCUGUCACCUGAAUAAGCACCGAAGCUAUGAGUGGAGCUGCCGACUGGUGACGUUCACCCAUGGAGUCCUCUCUAUAGUCCUUUCAGCUUAUAUUGGCUUCAUCGAUGGUCCUUGGCCUUUUACCCACCCAGGCUCACCCAACACACCUCUCCAAGUUCACGUUCUCUGUCUCACCUUGGGCUACUUCAUUUUCGACUUGGGCUGGUGCAUCUACUUCCGGUCUGAGGGUGCCCUGAUGCUGGCUCACCACACACUGAGUAUCUUGGGCAUUAUCAUGGCCCUGGUGCUUGGGGAGUCGGGCACAGAAGUCAAUGCAGUCCUUUUUGGAAGUGAGAUCACCAACCCCUUGCUCCAGAUACGCUGGUUUCUCCGUGAAACAGGACACUAUCACAGUUUCACUGGAGAUGUGGUGGAUUUCCUUUUUGUGGCUCUGUUCACUGGAGUGAGGAUUGGUGUAGGAGCUCGCCUGCUUUUCUGUGAAAUGGUCUCCCCCACACCCAAGUGGUUUGUGAAAGUCGGGGGAGUAGCGAUGUAUGCUGUGUCUUGGUGUUUUAUGUUUAGCAUCUGGCGUUUUGCAUGGAAGAAAAGCAUUAAGAAGUACCAUGCCUGGAGAAGCGGGCGGAGUGAGGAACGGCAGCUAAAACAUAAUGGACAUCUCAAAACACACUAGCCAAGGCUUGCUUCCGAUAUUGGAUCGGACUGAAUCAGCCAUGGGAACUAGGUCGGAAAUCUGACUGUCGUGGAAUCACGCUCAUAACAAAUUUCAGUUUCAAAAAAGGGCUAAAUUUAUUGAUCACUUUGGUCAGUCUUCAAGCCGAGCAUAUACAGUAUUAAAACAGUAACUUCUACAAUGGCACAGUUGUGGAAAGUGAGAAUCCUCAGUGAUUGCUGGGAAGAUGUCAGGACCAUGAGGUGAGAACUACUGGCGUUUUCAAAAUACAGUGACCUUGGGUCCUCUUGUCCUUGGGAAGCAUGAUAUUCAGAUAGCCUUGAAAGAAACUGGAAGAAAUUUAGUACUGUUUCUUGUUCCUUUGGGAAUUUCUUCAGCAUAUACUUGUUCCUGCUUUUCAUGUAGCCCAUUUAUUUAAGUUCAUUCCAUGUACUAUAAAGUGAGGGACAUUCAGGAAAAGAUGUACAUUUGGCAUUCUGAGCACUGAUCAGAGAAUUGGAUCUGCUUAAACAAAGGGUGAUAAGAGGUGAGUGAAACUGGCAGUGGUAGGUGGUCACUUCCUGAACCUUCCUGUGCCCACUGUGUUGGAGGUCCCCAAGACUACCCCCUGGGUUCCAUAAUUCACUAGGAGGACUUAGAGGGCUCAACAUACAGUCUCACUCACAACUUUGAUUUAUGAUAGUAAAAGGAUACAAAGUAAAAUUAUCAAAGGGAAAAGRCACCUGGGACCAAGGGAAACCAGACACAAACUUCUAGAGUCUUCUUCUAUUUGGAUCACACAGGAUGUGCUUAAUUCUUCUGGAAAUAUUUUGUGACAACUUAUGAGAAAUAKUGCCUAUCAGGGAAAGUUAUUAAAGACUCAGUGCCCAAGAUUUCUAAUGGCGACUGGUCAUACAGGCAGCCUCUUGGCAUGUAGCAAGAUUCAAGAUUCCCAAAAGGAAAACAGCAUUCAGCACAAGCCCUG
Messenger RNA from Urocitellus parryii (Arctic ground squirrel), 1717 nucleotides. It is a transcript of the gene Tlcd5, whose product is annotated as TLC domain containing 5. NCBI's taxonomy places the organism in Eukaryota, Metazoa, Chordata, Mammalia, Rodentia, Sciuridae. Gene Ontology annotation, cellular component: membrane. The record is from RefSeq and is a predicted model, not a curated record.